Messenger RNA from Medicago truncatula (barrel medic), 2881 nucleotides. RefSeq lists its product as uncharacterized. Bases 1013 to 1315 code for a protein of 100 amino acids. Lineage: Eukaryota; Viridiplantae; Streptophyta; Magnoliopsida; Fabales; Fabaceae. The record is from RefSeq and is a predicted model, not a curated record. The transcript has 3 exons.
GCAUCCCUUUGAAAGUAAAAGCUGUUCAGAUUUGUAAAACAAAAAUUGCCUGAAACAAAAAUAUUACUUUUUAUUAUGUUUCCACAUUGUUCAGAUAAAAAUUUGAAAUUUCUUUUUGGAGAAUUGUCACAAAGAAACAAAACCAUUUUGAUUAUUUACAAAUCUAAAGAUUGAUAAUUCCUAGAAAAUCAUUAACAGUAACAUCUUAAGAUGACAUUUUAAGAUACAACUAACUCAGAGUAUACAGGAAUUGUCACCUAGAAAUAAGUUCAAGCCCUGAUUAUGCGGAAGUAGUUAAUUUUAAGUACAAUUUAGUUUUCAAUUUAAUUCAAUAUGUGUUUGUGUAUAUGAAAGUUCUAGAAUCCUGAUAUAUUAUUGGGGUAAGUUAAGAACUUGCUUUACAUAGACCGAGUCAGAUCUUUCAUAGUUUGUGCGUAUUACAGAUAAGUUUAAUUAUGACAUCAAAUGGAGAACCAUAGGAAUUUAUAACCAAAAUAAUUCCAUAUAACUCAACAGAAACAAAUUUGAGUAUGAGUUUCUUAAGUUGGUUCUGAUAUUAGACUCCCUCUUUUUGCAGCAAUUCAUAACCUAAUCUAGAGCAAACAUUGUUUUACAUUUGAAGCAUAGAUAACCUUUGUGUUGUUCUUUUACUAAAAGCGACAGUUAUAAUGUUUUUUCAUCUUUUUGAACUGAAAACUUCAAUAUGAAUUUCUUUGAAUUGAAAACUUCAAAUCUCUUUGCUGCCAUGAACAAAAUAACUUUCAUGUAAAACUUAUCUGUGUGUAUUUGCAGACAUUGUAUCACACAUCUGUAGUCAAUGCUGGUCCUGACAUUAGGAAUAUACUUUGGUCUGAUGCACAGAAGUUUAAUAAGUCUAAAACUAUUGCAAAAAUACAGGGGAAGGGUAUAACUAUCAGCUAGUAAUAUCUCACAUUGCCGUUGGUUUUACAUUUUUUCUCAAAUUUUAGUCCCAAUGAGGGAAAAUAUCAAUAGUUUCUGAUUAAAGUAAAGCAUGGGAUUACCAACGACAACACUAAAGAGAACAAAGAAGAGUUCAGUUUCUCUUCUCACCUUCUUAGUGAUGCUUGUAACAUCAUCUUCAAAGGCUUUUUACUGGUCAUUAUCUAUGAAGUGUAAUUGUGGUCCAAGCACUAGUCGAGGUUAUGAAUCACGCCCUGAUGCCGGUAUUAGUGGGACAAGAGGACUCUAUUCUAGUAGGGUUAUGAUUUCAUCAGUUUCUGUUGUUUCUGCGUUAUUAUCUUGCAUAAGUAGUGAUACUCUUGCCAUGAUGAACAGUACUGCUGCAAUGCAAUAGAAAUAAACUCAAGACUAAUCCCUAGCUUGAAAACGUUAGAUGACAUGGAAAUGGAAUACAAAACUGUCACAAUGUGAAUUACUUGACCUAUCUCUUUUCUGCUAACUCCUUAUUCUUCAAAUAGCUGUAUAUCCCUUCUUUCCUUGUAUGUUUUCUCAUAUUUGAACUAGAAAUAUUUCUCUCUCUUGUGGGAGCUCUGGGAGAAUGGCAAUGCCUUCAUUUGAGCCUGAAUUAGUUUUGCUUCUAUCCUUAUUUAUUCUUUUGAUUUCGGAUAUCUUCAAUGGAAAGUAUGAAGUACUAUGCAGCAAUGCAUAAACUCAAACAAUUCGUAGUUACAUACUAUUAGCUUUUGGUAGCAGUCAAAGCAUCUAAUUCUGCACCUCCAAUGCACCUUAUAUUCUGUCUGACAAGACUCGAGCAUAUAAUUCCAGGAAUGAUCAACAUAACCAAGUUUGUUUUGGUUAGAUCAUGAUGAAGAUACGUUUUAUCUAGCUAGUCCUUAAUAUUCAUUAUUUUCAUAUUUAUUACUAUGUAUUUUUCAAGAUUAAUCUAUAAUUUAUGGUAACUUUGGUUUUUUAACUUGGUAGAUUUAAACAGAUUCUAUGUUUAUGCUUAAACAAUAGUUGUAAUUAUCAAAGUGAUGUCAGCGUUUUGGUCACGAUAAAUGUUUCAGAUACAUGGCACUGAAAUUCAGAUACUAGAGGGAGCUCUAAAGCACAAGUACUCCAAUUUGCACGGGUACUUCACAGAUACCGGUACUUGUACGGUAUGCGGUACAGUACGCACCCACGAUGCACCAGGGUACUCAACCGUUAUUUUCUUGAGAAAAUGAGGCUUUUCAUGAGAAUUAAUAGCAAUUAUAGUUUUGUUUUUUUAUAAACUCAAACGGUUCUAGAGCCACAACAACAUUUACUAGACUUUGGAACUGCUGCUACUUACUUAACGUCCACCUCUUCUUGUCUGCCAACAACAGUUGCAGAAGUAGAAAAGUCUAGCACUCAAGCCUUGUUACACCAUUUAUUUUACCGUGCAAUGUAUCUUCUUAUCUUCCUUUAUCGUCGUAUUGUAUAAAAUUCAAUCCUUGUUAAGCUUUUGUUCUCACUUCUCACUUGAUUAUACUAUAUUUUCAAAAUAAUUUCCUCAUGCAAUGUUAUUUUAAUUUUUUUUUUUUAUCCUAACGUACCCGUAUCUUUGUUUUUUGAGAAAUGAUGUAUCCCGUGCCCGCACCCGUGCAACGUAGACAGGGAGUUAUUCAGGUUACCAGACCCUCUCUGCUCAGAUACCUCCGGUGUUAGAUGACUCAGAGAAAUUUAUUUUGCGUGACUUUAAAAACAUUUAUUAAAAUGUAAGGACUAUUCUUCAAAGUCGUAUAAAAUGUAGGGACGAAAGACAUAUUUAAUCAUAAAAUAAUUGAGACUCACUAACUGUCACAUCAGCUUCCGUUAGAGAAUUAACAGCAGAGACUAAUUUUGAUAACGGAGAUAAAAUGUGAGGAUUUUAAAAACAUUUAAUGAAAUGCUGGGAUUAUUUUUCGAAGGGACGCAAAAUGUAAGCACUAAAGACAUA